Molecule: messenger RNA, 3670 nt
Organism: Chironomus riparius
Lineage: Eukaryota; Metazoa; Arthropoda; Insecta; Diptera; Chironomidae
Source: the annotation of a GenBank genome assembly
AUCGGUCACGAAAAAUAAUAAGGAACCCUACGCGCGACAAUUUCGCAUGCAUAUUUAAUAAUAUUUUGCACUAUAAACUCGAUUAAGAACCACAAACUGCAUAAAACAACGCCAAAAUUAGUUGAAUUAAUUAUCAAAGAAAUGUUUAACGUUUACUUGAUAAGGAAAUUUCGAAGAAAAUAAGUGAAAAAGAAGUUAAUUAAAAAAUCAUUUUUCCGCAUUAUAAGGAAAAAAAUAAAAUAAAAUAAAAUAAAAGCUGUGAAAGUGAGAAAGUCGGAAGGAUAAAAAAAUCGUGCUACAAACAAUAAUUGUUUGUCCUUUAUAUGCUUAAAUUUAAUGAAAAAAGCAUAUUAAAAAAAAAUCAAUUAUUGAAAUUAUUAGCUAAAGUAAUAGUCAAUAGUGCUUAACUAGUUGUAAUUUGAAUUCUCAAAACCAAAAAAAAAAGUCAAAGCGACAGCAAAAAAAUUUAUAUUAGAUUCGAAUUUAAUUAUACUCACUGCUAAAACUAAGCUGAGAUAGAAGAUCGCAAAAAAACUUUACAAUCAUAAGGAAUAGCAGCAGUAAAAUAGCAAACAUUUCGUACAAACGAAAUUAAUCAUGACAAGCAAUUCAAAUGCAACACAUUUGCCAACAACAGAUGCAACGAAGGGUGCUGGUGUGAUUGUUGGAGGUGGUGUCUUGCGUAAUGCCAAUAAUGGACAUGAAAUGGCGCCAUUGAAUACACGAGCCCGUGGAGAUGGACAUCAUGGAGUUACAAUUGUACUCUCACCACCACAAAGACGGUCGAUUAGUUCACUUAGUGCUCCAGGGGGUGAUGAUCCAACUCGUGCUGCAUGGUCUGGAAAAAUGCAAUUUUUCCUCAGUAUCAUUGGAUAUUCUGUCGGUCUUGGUAACAUUUGGAGAUUUCCCUAUUUAUGUCAACAGAAUGGAGGCGGAGCUUUCUUGAUCCCAUUUAUGAUCAUGUUGGUAUUAGAGGGAAUUCCUCUAUUUUUAAUCGAGUUGGGCAUAGGUCAACGAAUGAGGUUGGGAUGUCUGGGUGUUUGGAACACUAUUCAUCCGUGGCUGGGAGGCAUUGGAAUUUCAUCUUGUAUCGUGACGCUGUUUGUUGCUAUUUAUUACAAUGUUAUUAUUACAUGGUGUAUUUACUACUUUAUAAAUAGUUUUCGAUACCCUUUGCCAUGGUCCGAAUGUCCUAGAUUGGGACCGAAUAAUACAUUUGUCGACGAAUGUUUAAGGUCUUCUGAAACUGAGUAUUUCUGGUAUCGUGAUACACUGGAUGCAUCACCAAGUAUAGAUGACAAUGGUGGAUUUAAGUGGUGGAUUAUAAUCUGCCUCAUAUUGGCAUGGCUCGUGGUAUUUUUCAUUGUAAUGAAAGGUAUUCAGAGCUCCGGAAAGGCUGUGUAUUUUACAUCGCUCUUCCCUUAUUUAGUACUGACAAUAUUUUUCGUUCGAGGAAUAACGUUACCCGGUGCUGGUGCCGGUUUAAUGCAUAUGUAUAAGCCAAAAGUUGAAAUGCUUUUAUUGCCGAAUGUUUGGUUAGAUGCUGCAACGCAAGUUUUCUAUAGUUUUGGACUAGCUUUUGGUUCACUCAUAGCAUUUGGAAGUUAUAAUACCCCAAAGAAUAAUUGCGUUAGGGAUGUUCUUCUUGUGUCACUCUGUAAUGCUUUUACAGCAAUCUACGCAUCAGUUGUAAUAUUCGCCAUUUUGGGUUUCAAGGCUACAAAGAAUACAGAAUCUUGUAUUGACGUGAACCGACAACUUUUACUGAAUCAUCAUUUGACAAAUGACACAAAUCUUCUGGAUGAUGCUGUUACAAACAUGGUUAAUCAAUUAAAUUCAACAAACUCGACAAGUAUUAAGGAUUGGGGACUUCAAAUUUGUAGUCUAGAAGAUAAUCUCUCAAAAGCCGCUGAAGGAACUGGAUUAGCUUUCAUCAUAUUUACACAAGCAAUUGUUGAAUUACCAGGAUCAACUAUCUGGGCAGUUCUUUUUUUCACAAUGCUGUUGGCAUUAGGAUUAGGAUCACAAAUUGGAAUGUUAGAAGGAAUGCUCUGCACAAUAUUCGAUAUCGAUAUCUUCAAGCGUGUACGCAAGCCAAUUUUAACGGGAGUCGUCUGUCUGUUCUGCUUCAUUGUCGGUCUCAUUUUCACAACUGGUGCUGGCGAAUACUGGCUUAAAAUGUUUGAUUCAUUUGCUGGUACAUUGGGAUUGGUGGUUGUGGCAUUUAUGGAAAUGAUUGCUGUUAUUUAUGUCUAUGGUCAUAAGAAAUUCACAGAAGAUAUUUAUCAAAUGACUGGAUAUAGACCUGGAUGGUAUUGGCAACUAACAUGGAGAUAUAUUGGACCUGGAUUAAUGAGUAUCUUACUCGUCGCAUCUGUUUGGGGUUACAUUAAGGAAGUGCCAAAAUACAAAGCUUGGGACGCAGUACUUGGCAAAGGUGUAGAGCUUCAUUAUCCAAACUGGGUCAUGGCUAUUGCUUUGGGAAUGAUAUUUGCAGGGAUUCUACCAAUGCCACUCGUAUACUUGCUCCGUCGAUUCCAAAUUCUCAAGGUUGAUCUUGACAUUCAUCAAGGCUCAAUUCGUCGUAAUGAGACAACUGCUUCAACAAAGGAGAUGAUUGAUCAAGAUGAUGACGCAAUGAGUCCCGAUAUGCCUCUUCCGCCAGCUUCUUCACUCGCAGCAACGCGAUUUACGAUUGGAGAUUUCGAUAAAUUAUAAUUUGGAUAUGAAAAAAAAAGUUUUAAUAAUCAUUAAUGGAUACUUUAUUGAAAGUUAUAGAGGAAUGAGGAUGAUGAUAUGAAGGAAAUCAAGAUACGUCAAAAACAUUACUAAUUCAUCUGUGUGUAGUUUGGAUUCCUAUAUAUUCUUUACAAUAAGAAUUAUAUUCAAACAAAAUUAUAAAUGUGUGUGUACAUAGAACAAAAAGCAGAUCUACAAAAAAAUACACUUAACAAAAUCAUUACUAAGUCACAGUUUAAUCAGCAAUUAUGUCACGUGAUUACAACAAUGUGCCUGCAUCCAUAAAUCAGAGAAAAACAGAACGAGGCAUUCAAAAUUUUUCCAAGUGACGACACACCAUUAUUAAAAUUCACACAGAACAGAUUUUUUUUUAGUCUCUCGAUGAAAAAAUAAUUAACGAAAUGCUCAAAAAUUAAAGAAUUGUAUAGAAUUAAGACAUAAAGAAUAAACCGCGCAGCAAAACAAAAUGAAAAAGAAAAAAAUGUUGAAAUUGUUUUGUCCCAAAAAAAAAUUAUAAAAUAACGAUUGACAAUAUCCUUGCUAGAUAUUAACAUAAUACGGAUGAUGAUGACUACGGAAAUGGAAAGACGAGAAUUGGAGGACCUUUAGCAACGAGUGAUUCAGAAGACAAUGUGGAUGAUGAUGAACCGAUGACGAUGACUUCAAAGAACAAUAAUAAUAAUAAUUUAAAAAUUUACUACAACAAUCAUCAAAAUUCAUCAAAAAAGCCAUUUAAAAUGGAAAUUGUAGACUUUUAAUUUUUUAUCUUUCGUUUCUAAUGUUUUUGAUUAAAGUUAAUGAUAAGGACUUUUUUUUCAUUCUCUAUUUCAUCAUUAAGGAGCCGUUCACUUAUUACGUUCGCAUUUUAGGGGGGAGGGGGGGUUUGAAAAAUUGUAACAAAAUGUAACAUAGGGGGGGGGGUGUCAAGAAG